AUGAUCCAACCACUUUUAUUACUAACAGCAGCCGUAAUUUCAAGCAUCAGAUUUGGUUCUUGUGAGAUCAAGGAUGUGCACAUUGUUGAAGACUCGAGGCCUAUAAUCUUGUUCGAGAAAUUUGGAUUUGCUCCGGAUGGGCACGUUGACAUUUGCAUAAAACGUGUUUCUUGGAAAUCAAAACAUCAAAAUGCGAAACUUGAUCUUUCUUCCAUGGGAUUCUUUCUUGUUAGAGAUGUAUCCUACCCCCAAAUCCUGAACGAGUCUUCUUACACAGAUGGCUUCUGUGUCCUGUCAAGCAUGUAUGUGCAGAAUCUGUUCGGGUUUGACAAGCUUGCCCCUGAUUCGACAUUUAAUACCUCUGCAGUAAUUGACCAACCUGAUGAAUAUAAUCUAGUUUUUGGGAAUUGUCAGACAGAAUUUCAUGUGAGUAUGAAUGUUCACACCGAAAUGUAUAAUAUCCAUGACGAGGAGAAGGAUUUUCUCCCAGCAGGUCAAACUUCAUUGCCAAAAUUGUAUUUCUUCUUCUUUCUGGUCUACGUUGCAAUUUUGGCUGUAUGGGGUUUUAUUUGCAUUAAACAAAGGCUUACCGUCCACAAGAUCCAUCUGAUCAUGGCUGCAUUACUUCUUUUCAAGGCACUUAAGAUGAUUUGUGCCUCUGAGGACAAAAUGUACAUAAGAAAGACCGGUACUCCUCAUGGAUGGGAUGUGGCUUUCUACAUUUUCGGAUUCUUGAAAGGUGUCACUCUUUUCACCGUUAUCGUUCUCGUAGGAACAGGUUGGUCAUUCUUGAAGCCAUACUUGCAAGAACGCGAGAAGAUUAUCUUGAUGUUUGUAAUCCCAUUGCAAGUUUUAGAGAACAUAGCUUCAGUGGUCAUCAGUGAAACAGGUCCCGUGAAAAAGGACUGGUUUGCAUGGACUGAAAUGUUCUUGUUGAUAGAUGUCGUGUGUUGCUGCACCAUUUUGUUCCCUAUCUUCUGGUCUAUCAGAAGCCUAAAAGAGGCCUCGAAGACUGAUGGAAAGGCAGCUAAGAACCUUGAAAAGUUAACACUUUUCAAGCAAUUCUACACUGUUGUCAUUGCUUAUCUGUACUUCACAAGAGUUGUGGUUUCAGCAAUUGGGGCUAAUAUCAAUUACAGGUACGACUGGGUGCCGGUAGCUGCAGCUGAAGGAGCAAGCUUGGUGUUCUAUUUGUUUACCUUUUAUCAUUUUCAACCAGUAGAAAGAAAUCCAUACUUGGUCAUCGAGGAUGUUGAGGAUACCACAAGAAAUCAAACAUUAGAAAUAGAGGAUCCCAUGGAAUCCUAA
This is a messenger RNA of Coffea eugenioides, 1308 nucleotides long. RefSeq names its product protein GPR107-like. Gene Ontology annotation, biological process: transport. The record is from RefSeq and is a predicted model, not a curated record. Lineage: Eukaryota; Viridiplantae; Streptophyta; Magnoliopsida; Gentianales; Rubiaceae. The coding region runs from base 1 to 1308 and encodes 435 amino acids. The transcript has a single exon. Gene Ontology annotation, cellular component: Golgi apparatus; membrane.